UUUGUGUGACUGGAGGAGGUUCUGGAAAUUUUUUUUUUUUGAAAAAUUUCGAAACGAUUAAUUACUUACCGAAUCGUUAUCAUGCUCGUUUUGGUUCGCCAUUGUUAUUCGAUGUAUACUUUUAACUUGUUUAAGUUAACAUAGUGUUUUUAGAGAGUUUUAGAGAGAUAUUACAGUUUUUGAGUUCGAAAAAUAUGCAGGGGCAAUUUUAGAAAUUCAUUAUAUAUAUAUAUAGGGUAGCGAUAAAAUAAAAAAGGGGGUGAUAUUAGUAAUACUAAAAAAAAAAUGAUUUUCACAUUGUAUCAUGCUUCUAUUUGAUUGAUCAUUGGAAUCGUUAUUGCAUUUUCUUAGCCUCGCCCAGUCCCCUUCGUGUAUUCCAGCAUUCGAAACAAUGGCGGAAUAUAAAACCCUAAAAGUUACACAAUCAAACCUUAAUUCUUCAGUUUUCUGUCUUUACCUCAACCGUCCAUCACACCGUAACGCACUAUCCAUAGAUUUCUUCGACGAAUUCCCGAAAGCCAUUAAAUCCCUCGAUCAAAACCCUAACGUCAACGUUAUAAUCCUUAUCGGCGCCGGCGAUCAUUUCUGUGCCGGAAUCGACAUCAACACUCUCAAUUCUAUCACUCAAAAAUCGGACUGUGAUCAAGGUCGUUCCAAUGAGAGAUUUAGGAGAUAUAUUAAGCAUUUGCAAUCGGCAAUUACCGCAUUGGAAGAAUGCCGAAAACCAGUGAUUGCGAGUAUUCAUGGAGCUUGUAUUGGAGGUGGAAUUGAUAUUAUCACCGCUUGUGAUAUAAGGUAUUGUACGAAGGAUGCUCUUUUCUCAGUUAAAGAAGUUGAUUUGGCAAUUACUGCUGAUUUAGGAACUCUUCAGAGGUUACCUGGGAUUGUUGGGUAUGGAAAUGCUUUGGAGUUGGCAUUGACGGCGAGGAGGUUUUUGGGUUCGGAGGCGAAGGAAUUGGGUUUAGUUUCUCGGGUUUUUGGGUCUAAGAAGGAUUUGGAUGAUUUUGUUGCACAUGUUGCUGAAGAAAUUGCAGCAAAAUCUCCCCUUGCGAUCACUGGCACUAAGGCAGUGUUAAUAAAAAGUAGGGACCUUAGUUUGGAACAAGGAUUGGACUAUGUAGCUACUUGGAACUGCGCGAUGCUUCUUUCAGAUGACCUAAAAGAGGCCACAUCUGCCUUUUUCCAGAAAAGAAAACCUGUUUUUUCAAAGCUGUGAAAGACAUCAAGGAUGCAGGGAUAUUGUAUGAUUGAAAUAUGCUCGCGGUAUCAGGUAUAGAUCUAUUUUAUUGUUUUGUUUUUAUGUCUCAGCUUGGAAGCUUCAAGGCUUUCACCAUACUAGCUUGGUCUAUAAUAAGAUGUAUAGUUGUACUUGUACCAAAUUGUCUAUUUGGCCUCUUGUUGUAUACCUCUAUUACAUCUUAAUUUUUAAAGUAAUCUCCUAAUUGUUUGUAGAAUUUGUUGUUGAUGAAUUUUAUAUGAAAAGUGUAUGAUGUUUCUAUGGUA
This is a messenger RNA of Amaranthus tricolor (Joseph's coat), 1503 nucleotides long. Its product is annotated as delta(3,5)-Delta(2,4)-dienoyl-CoA isomerase, peroxisomal. Gene Ontology annotation, cellular component: peroxisome. The record is from RefSeq and is a predicted model, not a curated record. NCBI's taxonomy places the organism in Eukaryota, Viridiplantae, Streptophyta, Magnoliopsida, Caryophyllales, Amaranthaceae. Bases 392 to 1216 code for a protein of 274 amino acids. The transcript has 2 exons. Gene Ontology annotation, molecular function: delta(3,5)-delta(2,4)-dienoyl-CoA isomerase activity.